Aspergillus terreus NIH2624 is the source of this 975-nucleotide messenger RNA. RefSeq lists its product as uncharacterized. The transcript has 2 exons. Lineage: Eukaryota; Fungi; Ascomycota; Eurotiomycetes; Eurotiales; Aspergillaceae. The coding region runs from base 1 to 975 and encodes 324 amino acids. The record is from RefSeq and is a predicted model, not a curated record.
AUGUCUCUCCGCAAGAGGGCGUGCGCCUCUCAACAGGACGAGGAUGCUCUGAACCCAGCCGACCCCACAAAUAGCACCAUAGCAGGGAAUCACGACAACAUCUGGGCCCUAGUCGAUGACUUCAGCCUCUCACCCACAGAACCAAGCCCCGAACCCCCGUGGCCCAUCUCCUUCGACCGCCGCAUCCUCGAGUUCUACCCGCGGGUCGAGGACCACGCGACCUGGCAGUUCUGCGUAACGACUCUGCUCACGCAGAUCGACGCGUUCCUCCACCACGGGACAGCCUUCUUCAUGCACCCAUCAGCGGAUAGCAGAGGCGAUCUCCCGCCGCCCCUACGAGCCGCGUACGGCGUGUGCGCCGCGCACAAACUCCGCAAGGAGUCUGCCCUUCCGUUUGCGCAGCAGCUCCUCGAGACCGAGGUCGACGGUCUGAUCGCGCGGCGGCCGCCCGCCGUGCUGCAGGACGGGCUGGCUGAGCUCUGCGCGAUCCUCUUGUAUUAUAUCAUCGCCGUCUUUGGGGGGACGGCUGUAACGACCGGUCUGGCGGAGCAGAUAGAGACUCUCCUCGCACUGCGGACUGUCCAUGUUGAGAGCCUGGAACUGGCGACCCGCCAGUCCACGGCGACCCUCGUUGAGGUUGGGCUCGUGUCUGCGGACGAGGCGCGGGGCUUGUGGCAUGCGUGCGACAGUGCGCGCAAGGUCGUGGUGGUCUCGUACCUUGCGCGCGAGAUCCGCCAUGUGCUCCGGUGGAAGACGUGUUAUCUUCUUCGGCAGAUUGUGGCGUUGCCCGUCUCGAAGCCGUACGUUGACCCGCCGGACCCUGGAGAUAGUACGGGGCCGCUUAUAUCCACGCGCUGGCGCGAUGUUGUAACGUAUGACCAGUUCGUGCGGGACUGGGAAGCUGGGGAGCUGCGCUUGGUUGAUGAAUUUGCGUAUCUUCUUAUAUCGGCGUGUAAGGGCGUUGGCGCUAUGUGA